GCGCGGGGCGGGCGCCUCGAAGGGCUCUCCCCUCCCGCGGGGCCUCGCAGCCGCCGCCCGCGCGGGGAGCCGGGCGGUGUCUUCUUGCCGAUGGGAAAUGAAACCUGAUAUUAGAACUGGGGAAGCCCUUACCCUUCCCGGUCCUCCAGCCAGCUCAUGUGUCUUAGAUCGGAUGAACUUACCAUUAAAAAGAUAGAUUGUCUUACAACUCAGUUCGUUUUAGGAUGACGGGUUACAUUUUAACUUGCAGGGUAUAUAACAGACGAUUAAACUUGAGUUACCAAAGGCAGCUGACUCCAGGCUGUCACCCUUGAUCAAGUGACCACGGCUGAGGGGCGAGGCUUUAAGGGAAUGGGUCGGUCCCUAAUUCUAUAACGAGUGCCGUCUUCUGUUCUAGGUCCUUGACAAAGACCCAUCGUUGAGUGAAGCUCUAGUGCAGUGUGUUCAUGCCAAGAUUUUAUAAGCGACAUUUUCAAACUAUGUGAAGAUCCGUUGAAAGAAGAUUUAUUCUUCUGUGAUGGAGAAGUAUGAAAAAAUUGGGAAAAUUGGCGAAGGAUCCUAUGGAGUUGUUUUCAAAUGCAGAAACAGGGACACGGGUCAGAUUGUGGCCAUCAAGAGGUUUCUGGAAUCAGAAGAUGACCCUGUCAUAAAGAAAAUCGCCCUUCGAGAAAUCCGCAUGCUCAAGCAACUCAAGCAUCCCAACCUUGUCAACCUUAUCGAAGUCUUCAGGAGGAAGCGGAAGCUUCACCUGGUGUUUGAAUACUGUGACCACACGGUGCUCCACGAGCUGGACAGACACCAAAGAGGGGUACCAGAACAUCUUGUGAAGAGCAUAACUUGGCAGACACUGCAAGCCGUAAAUUUUUGCCAUAAGCACAAUUGCAUACACAGAGAUGUAAAGCCAGAAAACAUCCUCAUCACAAAACAUUCUGUGAUUAAGCUUUGUGACUUUGGAUUCGCUCGGCUUUUGACUGGACCGAGUGACUACUACACAGACUAUGUGGCCACCAGGUGGUACCGCUCCCCAGAGCUGUUGGUGGGGGACAUGCAGUACGGCCCCCCAGUAGAUGUGUGGGCAAUUGGCUGUGUCUUUGCUGAGCUGCUGUCAGGAGUGCCUCUGUGGCCCGGAAAAUCAGAUGUGGAUCAGCUCUAUCUGAUUAGAAAAACCUUGGGAGACCUCAUUCCUAGGCACCAUCAAGCGUUUAGCACAAAUCAGUACUUCAGUGGAGUAAAAAUUCCAGACCCUGAAGAUAUGGAACCACUUGAAUUAAAAUUUCCAAACAUCUCUUAUCCUGCCCUGGGGCUCUUAAAGGGCUGUCUCCACAUGAAUCCUGCCGAGAGACUGACAUGUGAGCAGCUGUUGCGGCAUCCAUAUUUUGACAGCAUCAGAGAAAUAGGGGAUUUGGCAAAAGAGCAUGAGAAAUCAACAAGGAAGACCCUAAGACAGAGCCGAAAGCACCUGCCGCAGUUGCAGUACCUACCUCAGCUGACUAGCAGCAGCAUCCUCCCAGCUUUGGAUGACAAGAAGUACUACUAUAACACCAAGAAACUUAACUACCAUUUUCCAAACAUUUGAAGAGCUUGGAGAUUGAUAACAAAAAAAAGAAUUGAUCAUUAAUUUGAAUAAAACAUACAUUUGAUUGAAAACAAUCACAAUGUUGAAAAAAACAUCAGGAGAAAACAUAAGUAACUAACUGGGGGAGGCCACUUGGCAAGACGUGAAGGGAAAUUCCAGACGCAGUGUUCCAUGCUUGACGAUGGUGUCCAGAACAGAAAGGAAAAACUUCUUUGGAUUUUCACUUUUAUUUUUGUUGUAUCUAAGUAGCUGAGCUUAUGGACAGAAUAUAAACUAUCUACUGCACUCGCCCAUACCUCCAGCAAAAUUAGAGAUGAAAAAAUUUAUGCUUCAAUUGUACCAUAUGCAACAAGUGAAAAAAUGGAUUACAGAAUGCCCAUAUAUGUUUCCUUGGAUCUCUGUUGCUUUGAGUCCUAUCUCCUGCCUUUUCAGAUUUUCUCAUCGUAUUUAAGGAGAGUUAAGGUUCUUGAAACCAAAAUGUUUAAAAUUCCAUUUCCUGCUUGCUCUAGCUUUUGAUUUUUAUAUAUUGAAACUUUUUUGAAUAUAUGAGAAGUUUAAAAUAUUUAAAAUCAUAUGGAUUAUCAUAAAAGGCUAUAAUUUACAUGCUUAUAUAUUUAAUGAUACAUUUAUAGACAUUU
Molecule: messenger RNA, 2214 nt
Organism: Kogia breviceps (pygmy sperm whale)
Lineage: Eukaryota; Metazoa; Chordata; Mammalia; Artiodactyla; Physeteridae
Source: RefSeq, a predicted model, not a curated record